CUGGCCGCCAUUAAAGAAUUCAAUCCAUGAAGUGAAAUAAUGGAAAUCUGCAGGAGCCAUGGAUCAGUCAGACCAGACUACAGCCGAUGAGUAGCCUGGCCGGUUUGGCCCUUCGCCUGUUUCAACAGUGGUUUUAGUAUGUUGGAGCGCUGUGGCAGUUUUAGUGAGAGGGAGGGCGAUGCAGCUGAUUGUUUUAUUUAGCUACAGAGCUAGCGCUGGAGCUGUGGUAUGUUAGCUUAUGUGCUAGCAGGGGGAGGGGAGAGUUUCAGAUCGGCUACUAACCAAGGCUUGAUUUCGGUUUCCAGAUUGUAUUUCUUUUUUAUAAACGCCUACGUGCUAACUUUGUAGAUAAUCGGUUUAAGAUUGGGUUGCCCGUAUCAUGUUAACGUUGAUGUAAGGCUACGUAGCAGCAAGCUAACCAGACAAUACAUUUCAAAUAGGAUUGACGCCUGUCUAACGUUAGCUUAGCCUCGGAGCUAGUGGAGGCUAGCACCGGUUAGAAGUUGCUUGUUUGAGUAGCAUUUAGCUGGUUGAGGUUAGCAAGUUGGUCAGUGCUAUAACGGGACAACUACCACUAAAGCAGCGCUUCACCCCCUCAGCAAGUUGACCGCUUCAGUUAGCAUUACUGCUCCAGACGGCGAUUGAGACAAUGGGCUUUGACGUUCCAAGCGCGCAGUAAAAAGAUGACUUCGUGCUUUGUACCAAACGGGGCCAGUUUGGAGGACUGCCACUCCAACCUCUUCUGCCUGGCUGAUUUGACUGGAAUAAAAUGGAGGCGUUUUGUGUGGCAAGGACCCACCUCUUCACCCAUCCUGUUCCCUGUGACUGAGGAAGACCCAAUCUUGUGUAGUUUCAACCGGUGCCUGGCGGCGGAUGUGCUUAGCGUUUGGAGGAGGCACCAUACCCCAGGUCGCCGAGAGCUCUGGCUCUUCUGGUGGGGGGAUGACCCCAGUUUUGCGGAGCUCAUUCAUAAUGAACUGUCAAGUGAGGAGGACGGUGAAUGGGAGAGCGGUCUGUCCUACGAGUGUCGAACGCUCCUGUUCAAAGCCAUCCACAACCUGUUGGAGCGCUGCCUCAUGAACCGUGGUUUUGUUCGCAUUGGCAAGUGGUUUGUGAAGCCCUAUCAGAAAGAGGAGAAGACCAGUAAUAAAAGCGAUCACCUAUCCUGUGCAUUCACCUUCUUCGUACAUGGCGACAGCAAUGUGUGCACAAGUGUCGAGAUCGCUCAACAUCAGCCACUUCAGCGGCUCAGUGAGGAGCACCUCAGCCUCGCCCAGCAGAGCUCCACCCCCUUACAAGUUAUCUUGAGCCCUUACGGCUUGAACGGGACCCUCACAGGCCAAGCUUUUAAGAUGUCAGACCACCCUACCCAGAAACUCAUUGAAGAGUGGAGGCAGUUUUAUCCCAUUAGCCCCCAUCCCAGGGAGGUUCAAGAAGACAAGAUGGAGGAUACGGACUGGGAGGAGGACUCGCUUGCUGCUGUAGAGGUCCUUGUUGCGGGGGUGAGGAUGGUUUACCCGUCCUGCCUGGUGCUGAUCUCCCUGGCGGAUCUUCCUGCUGUGGUUCCUCAGGGCUCAGCCAACCCAUCAGGAAACCUUUGUGGUGCUCAGCAGGGCCAAGUUGUUCCUAGAGACCCCGCUAUGUCCUCUGUCACACUAACUCCUCCAACGUCACCAGAAGAGGCUCAGACCGAUUACCAGCCUGUCCACAGGUGGCUCAAAUUGUCUUCUGCGUCUGAUGGCUACAGCUCUAAUAGCAGUGGGCCACAUGGGGGUAAAAUCCCUCGCAGGUUGGCAGGACAGAUGGUGGAAUCAGUCUGGCAGGAGUACAACGUAAAUCAUACAGGAAGCAAGAGAAAGUUUACAUCCUUAACCAAUGGAACUUGUGAGGAAGAUUCAGUCAAAACUGGGCUUUGGGAUUUUGUAGAGCCUUCUCAUAGGGAACACUGUAAUUGUUCAAGACACAAGAACCAGAAACAGCGAUCCAGCAGCACCUCAGGACACCCACCUUCAUCAGGCCAGCCUGCCCAGCAGGUUCCAAAGCACAAGUUGGGUGAGAAACUGGAAAAGGGGGAGAAGCAGCCUAAAAGGCCCCAGACACCUUUUCACCACCGCAACUCUAUAAGUGAAGAACAGACACUUGAACCGCAAGCCCAGAGGCUCUGUUUAAGAGCACAGGAUGAGGGUUCCUAUCCCAGCCUGCACCACGUGGACACGGCCCCAUCCAAAACCACGGCAUUGCACACACACGGCCCCCCUACAGACCUGGUUAGCUCUCCCCCGCCCCCUCCCCUCAGUCCCCAUCCCUGCGACCAUGUUGAAGGUGAAGUUACCCCAGGGGGCAUGAAGAACUCUUCCACACCGGUUCACCAGCCCUUCUAUCCUCCCUCAGUGGAGCCCUGUUUGCUGCCUCAGAAGGGCUCGUCCGAGGAGGCGCAGUUGGAAACGACUCCUGUGCCUCUGCCCUUUUCACCAACCUACAACGAAACCUUGGAACCCACCGUGUUUGUGGGUUCAGCCAUCAACCCUAAUGAAGAUUCCACUCAUAAUCCUUGGAAGUAUUUUAACUUGCCCAGGAAGAAGGCUUCUAAUUUCCAAACGCCGCAGCUCCCAGUGGCUAAAUUUAGAGAAGAUUCUGGUGGUGGUGGAGGAACAGACAGUGUCAUGUCUGUUACUGAGUUGAUGUCGUGCUCCGCACAGCCCCUCAAGGUGUCCCAGGAUCUGGUUAAGAUUUACGCUCAGCGGAGAAACAGCCAUCUCGCCUCAGCCACAGGAGAUGGAGAGCACAGUGAGGAGCCGGACCCUUAUGCAUUUGUAGAAGGAGAUGAAGAGUUUAGCUUCACAGAGAAGAAAGAUAAACCUGGUUCAGAGAGAGAAGGCAGCAAAAAACACAAGCUGGAUGAAGGAUCUGGGACAUCACCGGAUGAUGGCCAAGGAUCAUCGAGCAGUAAACCUUCAGCUUCAACCAGCCUCAUCCAUGAGAAUGACUUGACCGUGUCUUUCAGUGACUUGGAUAAAAUCUUCAAUUCCGAUGAAGACGAGCUCACGCCUGGAUCAAAGAGAGCUGGAAUUGGGGCAGACGACAAGUUUGGCAGCAAAGAUGCCAAGCCAGCCAUGUUGGACCCCCUGUCAUGCAUAAGCUCCGCAGACCUGCAUCAGAUGUUUCCCACCCCUCCUUCUUUGGAGCAGCAGGGUUACUCACCCAUGAACACCGGGACCAAGGAGUAUGGUGGUUUGGAAACGGGGGCGGGCGUCAUCCUGUUGGAUGGCAGCCAGCUCAACAACCACUUCAAGAUGGAGGUGGAGGAAGGUUUCUGUAGCCCGAGGCCAUCUGAAAUAAAGGACUUCUCCUUUGUGUACAAGCCAGAGGCAUGUCAGUCUUUCAUUGGCUGCUCCAUGUACGCUCCCCUGAAGACGCUACCCAGCCAGUGUCUGCUGCCAGUCAAGCUGCCAGAAGAUUGUGUGUACACGCCCAGCUGGACCCUGGGCAAAAUGGAACUGAUACCACAAGUCACAAAUGUCAGUCUCCUCACCAAAGACAGUAAUGUCCCCAGUGUGGAGCCAGACUACAGUCAGACCUACACCCCUCAGACCCACACACCUUUCAUGUCCAGCAGUGCCCCACCCAGCAACAGCGGUACUGGCAUCCUCCCCUCUCCGGCCACGCCACGCUUCUCUGUUCCCACUCCUCGCACACCGCGCACUCCACGUACUCCCCGCGGCCCAUCAAGCGUCCAGGGCUCCCUAAAAUACGACAACUCUGACCUUUACUCUCCUGCCUCCACGCCCUCCACGUGCCGCCCCCUGAGCUCGGUGGAGCCAGCUACUGUGCCUUCCAUCCCCGAGGCUCACAGCCUUUACGUCACCCUCAUACUCUCAGAGUCCGUCAUGAACCUUUUCAAGGACUGCAACUUCGACAGCUGCUGCGUUUGCGUCUGCAACAUGAACAUCCGAGGAGCUGAUGUCGGAGUGUACCUCAAGGACAACGGAGAGGCCCAGUACCCCUGCACUUGUGGCUUCAGCGCUGUCACAAACCGGCGCUUUGGCCAAUCGGCCGGGCUCUUCCUGGAGGACGAACUGGAUGUGGUGGGACGCGGUUCGGAUGCAAGCCGGGACACAGAACGGUGCUUUGAAGAGCUGCGAGCUUCUUCUGCUCAGAAAGCCGGCAGCGUGAAGGAGAAGCCUCCCGCUGAACUUAUUCUGCUGCUUCAGGACGAGUGCACCAACCCCUUUGCACCCGUGGCAGGCGUGGAGUACCGCAAACCCAGCACAGCCCCCAGUUCCUUCCUGAGGGUCGAGGAGAGAGACUAUUACAACGACUGCUACAUGGCGCUGGAGCAUGGCAGGCAGUUCAUGGACAACAUGUCCGGAGGCAAAGUAGAUGAAACAUUAGUGAAAAGCACCUGUCUUCAUCAGUGGCCCAAAUGCAAAUCAGCAGACAUGAACAAGCUUUACUCUCAGGAUGUGCUGCGGGUGCUGCUGUCGCUCCAGCCUGUCCUGCAAGACACCAUUCAGAAGAAGAGAAGUGUGCGUUCGUGGGGCGUUCAGGGACCCCUCACCUGGCAGCAGUUCCACAAGAUGGCCGGGAGGGGAUCAUAUGGUACAGAUGAGUCUCCUGAGCCUUUGCCCAUCCCGACUUUUUUGGUCGGGUACGAGUAUGAUUUCGUAGUGCUGUCUCCAUUUGGGUUGCCCUACUGGGAGAAGCUUCUCAUUGAGCCUUUUGGCUCCCAGAGGGAUCUGGGGUAUGUCGUCCUCUGUCCAGAAAAUGAGGCUCUGCUGCGUGGCGCAAAGACCUUCUUCAAAGAUCUGAGUGCCAUGUAUGAGGCGUGCCAGCUGGGCCAGCACAGACCGAUUUGUAAGACUCACCCAGAGGGCAUCCUGAAGGUUGGCGGUACAGAAGGCAGGAGCAUGGCGGAGCAGCCCCUUACUGACUGGUUCAUGAAGAUGGCUGCCAGAGAUGGAAACAGUGAAACCUUUAAUAAGCUCAAACUCUUUGCACAAGUGUGCCGCUAUGAUCUUGCUCCAUACCUGUCACAGCAGUCUUUGGAUAGCGCUUUGUUGACCCAGCGUAGCCCGACUGUGGCGUCCUUUUCCUCAUCUCAAACCUCCAGCACUUCCUCAGGACCUCAGAGUGUUAACACUACCAGCUCCGCUCAGGCCAGCAGCACCUCUCUCUCCUCCUCAGGCUCCCAGACUAUUGGGGGGAUGGCCGCGGCCAAGCCGAGCUCUUACUCCCCAUUUGGGACAGCGGGUCUGCAGGGCAAUGCAUCUCAGAAUGGACCGCAGUCUAACACCCAGGGUACAGGGGCUUUGGCAGAAAAUGGACCGUCUGCUAACCAGCCUCAAGGGUCCACAGAGAUGCCCGAGAGCACAAUGGAGCGAGACAAAGUGGGUAAGCCAACAGACGGAGAGUCUCACGCCGUGUCCUACCCGCCUGCCAUCGUGGUGUACAUCAUCGACCCGUUUAGCUAUGAAGACACAGACAGGGACGUCCAUUCCAGCACUUUGACACUGAGCCUGCUGCGCUGCUACAUGGAGAUGCUUCAGUUUGUGCCUCCUCACAUCAGAAACGCUGUCUCGGUUCAGAUUGUUCCUUGUCAGUAUCUCCUGCAGCCUGUGCACAGCGGCGAUCGUCACCUCUACUGCCAGCACCUGAAGUCUCUCGCCUUCUCCGUGUUCACACAGUGUCGGCGGCCUCUGCCCAACUCCACCAACUUCAAGGCUCUGACCGGCUUUGGACCCGGUCUGGCCAUCGACAUGGCACUUAAAAACCCAGACAGGCCGGAGUGUCUGCGUCUCUACACGCCCCCCUUCAUUUUGGCUCCAGUGAAAGACAAGCAGACCGAGCUGGGGGAGACGUUUGGUGAAGCAUCCCAGAAGUACAACAUCCUGUUUGUAGGCUACUGCCUUUCACACGACCAGCGCUGGCUGCUGGCGUCCUGCACAGACCAACACGGAGAGCUUCUGGAGACGUGCAUCAUCAGCAUUGACGUGCCCAACCGGGCUCGCAGGAAAAAAGGCUCAGCCAGACGUCUGGGUUUACAGAAGCUCUGGGAUUGGUGUCUCGGCCUGGUGCAAGUGACAUCACUGCCAUGGAGGGUGGUGAUUGGGCGUCUUGGCAGAAUGGGCCACGGAGAGCUGAGAGACUGGAGUAUUCUGCUGAGCAGGAGGAACCUGCAGUCCCUCAGCAAACGUUUGAAGGAGACGUGCAGGAUGUGUGGAAUCUCUGCUGCCGACACUCCCAGCAUCCUCAGUGCCUGUCUGGUUGCCAUGGAGCCCCAAGGCUCCUUUGUCAUCAUGCCAGAUUCCGUGUCAACGGGUUCGGUGUUUGGACGCAGCACGACGCUCAACAUGCAAACGUCACAACUGAGCACACCUCAGGACACCUCAUGCACGCACAUCCUGGUGUUCCCCACCUCGGCCAUGGUCCAAGUCAACACCAACACCACAGAGCCCAUCGACAUCAACUUCAAUCCCAUCAACCCCGAUGGGUCAGACGGAAUGGGAAUCUUCGACCUGUUUGACAACGACAUGGUGGAUCCAGACCUCAUCAACAUCCUACCCAACUCCCCCACCACCUCCCCUGUGCACUCUCCAGGCUCCCACUAUCACCAGGUGGGAGAUGGAAGCAAGGGUCAGAGUACAGACCGGAUGGAGUCUCAUGAGGAGGCUCUGAACAUCCUGCAGCAGCCCAUGGCGCUGGGCUACUUUGUCUCCACAGCCAAAGCUGGACCACUGCCCGACUGGUUCUGGUCAGCCUGCCCACAAGCCCGGAACCAGUGCCCGCUCUUCCUCAAGGCCUCUCUGCACCUGCAUGUGUCUUCUGUACAAUCAGACGAGCUCCUGCACAGUAAACACUCCCACCCCCUGGACUCUAACCACACCUCCGACGUGCUCAGAUUUGUGCUUGAGCAGUACAACGCCCUCUCCUGGCUGACCUGUGACCCUGCGACCCAGGACCGACGCUCCUGUCUGCCCGUUCACUUUGUGGUGCUGACUCAAAUGUACAACUUCAUCAUGAACAUGCUCUGAACUACCUGUUGAGAUCCGACACCUUUCUGAUCAAUCUCGACCGACUGCAAACUUUCCAAUCAAGUCAAUCAAUCGGAUGCCAAGAAUCCAGUUUAGCAUUUUGGAUGAUCAAGGGACGUUUGAUAACGGAGAAUAAAUUGUUUUUAAUGACUGUAGAAUACAAAUGAAAUUUUAUCUUAAUGAAAUGCCUGCAUAUAUUAUUUAUUGUAAGUUUUUAAAUGUGGAAUUUUUAAUGCUUAAUAUCUUUUAUAUAUUACAAAUAGAGGGUGUGUACAUCUGGCUGUAAAGGAAUCUGUUUCAAAACGUGCAAUUUUCUCAGCGACACCUCGGAGGAAGCUCUUCACGUGAGUUUUGCUGUAGAUUGCUUUUAGAAUCUUAUUUUUCCAGAGGGUACAGACCUUUUUAUUGCCGUGCUGUAAACACGAAGCUGGACGGCCGUUUGAGACCAGAGCCGCUCGCACAGAAACUCAGCGAGCUCUGAAGAGGAACUAAAGGUACAAUGUCAGAUUAUAUAUUUUAUAUAACAGAUUCAGGUAACGGUGUGUAUAUGUGUACAUAUAAUUGCGUGCCGCUAAUGAUGGUGCAGCUUGUUUUAGGAAUAAAGUGUGUCCACCUCA
This is a messenger RNA of Thalassophryne amazonica, 7648 nucleotides long. RefSeq names its product mediator of RNA polymerase II transcription subunit 13-like. Lineage: Eukaryota; Metazoa; Chordata; Actinopteri; Batrachoidiformes; Batrachoididae. Gene Ontology annotation, cellular component: mediator complex. Bases 684 to 7031 code for a protein of 2115 amino acids. The transcript has 30 exons. Gene Ontology annotation, biological process: regulation of transcription by RNA polymerase II. Gene Ontology annotation, molecular function: transcription coregulator activity. The record is from RefSeq and is a predicted model, not a curated record.